AUGUCGAAAAAGAGUGUUGAAGUCACUAAGAUCAUUGUUUACGACGUGGAUCCAUACCAAUGUCCCUUUCGGGAAUUUAGGGACAACGAAUUGCAACCAGAGCUUUGGGGAAUGGGUCCAGCAUCUUUUAGAGCGAACGUGGUGAUGAGCAAGACAUCAUCAAAACCGCCAGCCGAUUACGUCUGGUUCGAUGACCAGACGCAACCGCUGCCAAGGUCCGCUCGAGCGUAUCUACAUGAAUGGAUAAGGGCUGAAGAACUAGCCAGGAGUAGAUGGAAUGCAGAUGUGGCGGUUUUUGAGGAAAACAACGGCGGCAAAAUGUCAGUGACAGACAUUCAGCUCAGUCACGCUCAAGUACUCUUGAGAUCUUCUUUCUGCAGACGCGUGAUGUCUAUUUGCUUUAUUCUGGAAAGGGCUGAAGCAAUCAUCGUUGAACACCAAUGGGAGAACUUUCUGUUCAAUUUGCCCCCGGAAGGAUGGAGGGCGAAGUUCCAUAUCUACUCGCCCGGAAUGAAGCCUAGCGGUGGACAACAACAUAAACCAGGGCUGUCUAAAAACGGUUGUUAUCUAGUACGGCUUUUCCAUUUGGGCGCGUGGCGUUGCGUAUGGGUAAAUGAUCAAGUGCCAGUGGACGCUACAUCAGCUCCUUUGCUGCCGUUUUCGCCGCUGAUGAAUCGUAUACCUUCGAAGCCCGGCAGCAAACUCGCUCCUACCACUGUUACUGCUAAUGUUGUGCAUUUGUGGCCAUUACUGAUUUGCAAAGCGCUACUGAAGCUCGCAGCUCCGAAUAUGAAUUGCGACGAAGACCCGUGUAUUGAAGACGAAGAAAUGGCAGACUUUAAUAUUAUCCAUGCUCUAACUGGAUGCAUGUGUUUGACAAGAAGGAUUCUAGAUUAUAAUGAACUAUGGAAGUUAUUAGUGUCCGAGGUGCCUGCGUUCUUUUGGGAUGAUGACGACGAGACCACAGCGAGUACAGUCAAGUCUAAGAGCACCAAGAAACCUACAGCCAAGGAUACUUCAGCUGUCAGGCGGAGCUCCCUAACCUACAUAGAAAUAGAAGACACGAAAGAUCAGCCUCCGUACACCUUACCUGGCAUCACGCCAGGACACGAAAUGCUCCUUUUGGUCACAAUGAUCAGGGAUUUGCCGUUGAAGAAGCCUUUACCGGAGCCUGAUGUGUCACAAUGGAAGCAGUACCGCUGGAUAGACUGGGCUCGCGGUCGUGGACUCUACGAAGCCUACGACUGUCCCAGGACUAAAUUCUUGAAGGUCAACGGUCUGAUGAAACUGUCUUACGCUCCUCAUUUGCUGGACGUCCAGAGUACUGAAUCGAUCACGCUCGGAUUUCGUGAUGAGCACGAAAGAACGACUCCGGCCAUAAAGAAACCAACGAAGGAUAAUAAAUCAGUAACGGGUAUAUCAGCGGUUAGCCAGCAACAGAAAGAAGAAUUAAGAGAAUGGAUCAAAUUUAAAGCGCUGCGAGAACGUAUCAAAAGGACAAGUGUGGUAUUUUACCCGUCAAUGUAUCAAUUUACGUCAGCUGCCAGCAAUCCGCCUGUCAGGAUUACGAAGGCUCCUCCCAACAAGGCCUUGGACAUCCCAGCACCGAAAUCUGGGCCAAUGUACCUACAAAUUGACAGCCCCGAAGAGAACAAGCUUUGGCUAUCGUUAAGCAUAUUGAACCCAACCAUACUCCUCAAUUCUGGUAAUCCAAUAGUCGAUAACAUAGAACCUGCCUAUUUGGUUCUUGAGAGGUUUGCGUGGUUUGAAGAUUGGGAGCAGCCAGUUGCCGAGGGAUUUGUCCGGACGCGGGGCUAUGAUUCAGUUGAAGUUGAAUUCGAACCUGGUAGGCAUUUUUGUAGACUCUGGAUUCAUUCUCGAAUGCAUUGGCAUUUGAUGUUACUGAGCGAAUCUAAGUUGCUUUUGGGCACAAGAGACUUGAUACAGACGGCUGCGGUACGCGAAUGCCCGUGGGCUUCGAAAUUCCUGACAGGUCUCGGAAACGCUUUUGCGAAUUGGAUAAAGAUUAACCGAUCUAACACGAAUGUUGUCGAGGGUGACAGAGAAUUUUACAAAUCCUACCAACCCGACCUUCAAUGGAGUCCAGAUAAAGUGGGCUAUAAACGACCUCUCCUCCACUGGAUGUUCAAACAGGCUUUACAGUCAGUUUUAAAGAAGAAACUCUUGUUGGCUGAAUUCAAGACGGUCAGUGCAGUUUUGAGGAGAUAUUUCUGCGAUCCUGAUUUUGGUUUUUCAAUGAAGCCAAAGCCUUUGAAAUCUUUAAGGGAGAUAGCUGAUUUAGAUCCAUGCGACUGCUUAAUACCCGAAGCCGAGGAGUAUGUUAUUCAAGAAGAAUUACUUGACGAACAGGUCCCAGAGGAAAAACCUUUGGUCGAUUCGGAAACAAUGAAUUUACUGCUAAAAGCAGCAGAGACUCCAGGCUUUUCUCGAGUCUGUGAGCUGGCUACAGAUGAAUUACAAUGCGGAGUGCUGAAAAGAGAACGAGAUUUAGUAAUAAGAAAACAUGAAGCCGCAACACGUAUUCAGGCUCUUUGGAGAGGAGCGUGGGCAAGAAAAUGUUUGAACAGUCAUGUGUCAUUGAAUGCGGAUGUAUUGAAAUUGGUGAUGGAAUCGGCUUUCGGUAAUCUAGAUGCGCUUUCGUCGUUAAUGAACGAAUUCUUUUUAAUGUUUCCCGGCGCUAAAUCUGCCUAUUCAGUGGCUUCAGCUCUUAGCGGAGUGUACGGCUUACAGCAGUUCAGUGGAAUUUCUCAUGUCACUUCCAGUUGCAAAUGGAUACCGUUCUUUCAAGGAGUAUUUUACUGUCACGACCCAGUCAAAGUGCAUCUCGAUGUUUUGAGCACAUUGCAAGAUUGUAUUGUUGCUGUUUAUAAUAAUGACGAUGGAAUACAAUUACCUCAACCUUAUAGAGCCCAUUUGACGUUUGAUUUAUCGCCGAAUAACCGUGGCUAUACUGUAAUGGGCCACGGAACUUUAAAUCACGCUCUCGGAUUUAACCAAGAUUGUCACUGGCAGUUGACAGUGCUAUCAUCAAUAGAAGAUUCAUUCCAUCCCUGCGACAACGACUUGGAUUACUGCAAAGACAUUCCACUUCUGCCGGCGACUAAGCUUCAUGUUGAAGAGAUGUUUGUGCCAAAUAGAAGAAAUAUCUUGGGUGGGAUUCAGAUUUCUGUAACAAAACACGAGGCUAUCGGCUUUAGAGCAGCUGCUACUUGGUCAGAUUUGGAAAUGGUAGCGAUCCUUUACACAAUAACACCGAACGGUGUCGAAGAGUUGGCACACUGCUCGGGUAAAGGUGAAUUAUAUUGGCCCUAUAUUAUGUUGGAGCCGGCACCUCCAGCAGACUCGAUCAACUGGAAGAAAAGGGCGGCUUCCCAAUCUAAUUUGGCUACAACUGUUAAAGACGGCGGUACGAGCACUCGUUCACUCAAAUCGGUCAGAUCAAAGCUACCGAACACUGGGAAAAAUCGAUCUUCUACCAAGCUCAGGGAAUAUAAGCCUCCGCCGGCAGAGCCAAAGCAGUAUAUAAUCCAAGUUAUAGCAACGAAUGGAUGGCCUCUUACCGUAGCCCAGUGGAAGAGGGUGGACGAAAUCAGAAAUUCUAUUGAGACCAAACCAGAAAGUCCAGUUAAGAAAACGGUUAAGGAAAAGGGAGUUUUAAUAAAAGAAAAAGAUAAAGCCCAGUCACCCAUACCACUGCGCCAGCCCCAACCAGGUGACGCAUUCGUGGAGCUGGAAUGCUCGUUGGCAACUGCUGGAGGAGCUGUAGCCAAACGUGAUGAUACGAGAGACCAAGAGUUUGCUGCGGCCAGAAGAUCAUGGGAUGUUACUGAGCCCGGCAGGAAUUUGAGAGGAGCACAGCUCAGGAAAGAAUUUCGGGCGGAGUUCCUCGAAGCGCCACCAAUUCCUCCCUCCGAAACGGAAUAUACUAUUUUUGAGGAAAUGCUGUGCGACGAAGCUGCUGAAGAGAUAACUAAAAGUGAUCAAUUCCAAGCACAGCAAGGACCAACGCCUGCAACUGAAAGCGGUUUACUUGAAAUGACAGUUGACAUUGAAGAGGAGGCUCUGUAUCUUUCAAUGCCAGAUCAACUGAAGGAUAAAUUUAUAUCGCUGUCUUUUAUCUCGUUGUGCACUAAGGAGAGAGGUGAAAACUGCGUGGUAAUGACACCUGACAUAGAAGAAGCAGCUAAAAUGAAUAGAGAAGCAAGAUACGAAGCGGCAGUUGAGAGAAUGAAAGAACUUCAAACAUACAACGAGGAAUACGUGCUGGAAAGACAGAAGAAUCGCUGUGGAUUGCUGGAGGGGUUGUUGAAAGACUCUAGGUGGCCACCGGAACUGCAAAGGGUAUUAGAAGAAAGAGACGAUGCUAUAGCCCUCGAGGCUUUGAAUAGAACAUUAUCUGCGAAUAAAAAGAAACAGGAUGCUAAAAAGAAAUAAAG
Messenger RNA from Bombyx mandarina (wild silkworm), 4457 nucleotides. RefSeq lists its product as uncharacterized. The record is from RefSeq and is a predicted model, not a curated record. Lineage: Eukaryota; Metazoa; Arthropoda; Insecta; Lepidoptera; Bombycidae.